AAAGUAUUUCUACUCAACUCAAAGUGUUUGUCUUCUGUGUAAUUGUGCCAUUCUUGCGUGGCACAUGACAGCUAGACUAGCUUUUGUAAUGCUUUAGUCGUCCCCUGUUCUGAUGUUUUGAGUAAAUGGUUUUGAGUAAUUGGCUUUGACUUUUAUUGUAUGUCAUACUGAUAUUCAUUUUGUGAAUAUUGAGAGUCAAUGUUAAUAGUGUCAAUUAGAGUAAAUGUGUAAUGUGUAAAAUGUAAAUGUGGUAGGUUCAAAGAUGCAUUGAAUAUUCGACCACUCUACUUUGAGUGAAUGGUAUGUUAAUAGGAAAAAAUUUAAAAAUGAUUGUGGGUGCGUCUAAGUUUAAAAAUUGCAUUCAAAUGUGGGUUGAAAUGACCUAGGUGUUGACAGCCGCUGGAGCUUAACUUUGGUGGUGGGACAGAUAAGCACAAGGUUUGAGACUGGACUGCCAAAAUCCAAAAUGGGUGAGAAGUGAUCAGCUCAAUUCUGUGUUGUUUCAGCAGGUAUUUGUGGUAUCUUUGGCUACUGAAUAAUGUACAGGCCUAAUACCAAUAUAAUUAAUUUUGGAUGCAAUAAAUAUUUUCUUAUCUUUCUUAAUAAUCAAAUUAUUAUAUGCUCUAGAUGUUGUUGCCCUGAGGAUUAAUAAUAUUCAAUAAUAGCAAUUAUUUGGUAAAGAGUGUACAACUUGAAAAUUAAUUAUAUGACUGAAGUUGUGUUUAGUGAUGAGGUGGUAGAUGUUAAAGAUGUCGAAGUGACAAUAAAGGGGGAGCAUAAGGAGAGAAACUGCCGAGUUAUGACCAGCAUGCUGGAUCGUAGAGAUAGUUCAUUCAUCGUACGAUAUAAAUUAUACGAGACUUGCAAAAACUUACAUAUCAGUAUACAGUACAAAUCUAAACAUGUGGCAGGCUCACCUUAUUUCGUUAAAGGUACGGUUCUUCACGAUGACUGCUUUUGCCCUGAGCCAUUUAUAACAACAAUGCUUGAAAAUUACGGUUGCAAACAAUUUAAUCAAAUUCAUUAUGACCUAAGCAGAUUCAAGAGUUUUUCGUUUGACAAAAAUUUUGACAUAUUGGUUAAACGGUUUAAAAACUCCCAUUUAACUAGUGUGUGCCAUUAUGUUGUUAAAAACAAUGAGGUUUACAGGAAUUGUUAUGGUGAGCAUGUAGGCUUUCGAAUGUUUAUGGACACUUUAUUGUUAUCCCUGACCCGGAAAGUGGAACUUCCGGACAUGGAGUUCUUCUCCAACCUUGGUGACUGGCCAUUAGAGAAGUUGUCAAACAAAGUGGUGUUUCCAAUGUUUUCCUGGUGUGGUUCAAAAGAAACGGCUGACAUUGUAAUGCCAACUUAUGAUAUUAUGGAAUCAUCUUUGACCAUGGGAAGAGUGACCCUAGACAUGCUGUCAGUGCAGGGAAACAUAGAAAAAACCUGGAAAGAAAAAGAGGAAAAAGCAUUCUGGCGUGGGAGAGAUGCAAGUAGGGAAAGGCUCAAAUUGAUAGAUAUUUCAAGAAGUCACCCAGAUCUUUUUAACGCUUCAUUGACAAACUUCUUUUUCUUUAAAGAUGAAGAAAAAUUUUAUGGACCUAAAGCUAAACAUGUAUCAUUUUUUAAAUUUUUUGAUUACAAAUAUCAAAUCAAUUUAGAUGGAACAGUAGCAGCCUAUCGGUUUCCAUACCUGUUGGCUGGUGAUUCCUUGGUACUCAAGCAAAAUUCACCUUAUUAUGAACAUUUUUACAGUGAGCUCGAACCAUGGGUUCACUACGUUCCUGUUAAGAGAGAUCUGAGUGAUCUGGUCGAAAAGAUUAAAUGGGCGAAAGAGAACGAUGACAAAGCAAAAGCUAUCUCGCAAGCUGGGCGGAGGUUUGCAGUUGAAAAUCUCCUACCCCAGGACAUUCUAUGCUAUCAUGUACAACUAUUUUAUGAAUGGAGCAAACGAUUACUGUCGAAAGUAGAAAUUAAAAAAGGUAUGGAGCGUGUUCAACAGAGUAUUGAUAAAGGUUGCUGUCAUAGAUUAAAAAAGGACGAAUUGUGAGUAUUGACAUGCAAUGUACAAGUAGCUGAUAUUAUUGAGAAUAAGUCUGUGCAUAUCUUAUAUAAAAUGAAAAUUACAAUGUUAAGGUUAAUUUUUAUCAAAUUCCUAUUUAAAAAUAUAAGUAUUCUAGUUAUGUGGCUUAAGUAGUUUGUAUGUAGGUAGUGAAAUUAAUUUUAUUCAUUAAAUAUUUAUCAAUAAUGAAAUGUUAUCACUUAAACUAGUUGGUUGUAUAUUUAUAUGUGGUAGUUGUUAUGUUUUUGUAUUUGAUAUUGUCAUUAUUUGACCAUUAGUUUUUAUAAUUUGUGCCAUGUUUUCAAUGUAUUUCUUCCUAACUAACGGUUAUAUUGCUUAGAAUGUUAAAAAAUAAAUAAAACAUUAAU
This is a messenger RNA of Cimex lectularius (bed bug), 2415 nucleotides long. Its product is annotated as KDEL motif-containing protein 1-like. NCBI's taxonomy places the organism in Eukaryota, Metazoa, Arthropoda, Insecta, Hemiptera, Cimicidae. Gene Ontology annotation, molecular function: glucosyltransferase activity. The transcript is spliced from 7 exons. Gene Ontology annotation, cellular component: endomembrane system. The record is from RefSeq and is a predicted model, not a curated record. The coding region runs from base 707 to 2035 and encodes 442 amino acids.